Toxorhynchites rutilus septentrionalis is the source of this 3167-nucleotide messenger RNA. RefSeq names its product mucin-2. The transcript is spliced from 4 exons. The record is from RefSeq and is a predicted model, not a curated record. Lineage: Eukaryota; Metazoa; Arthropoda; Insecta; Diptera; Culicidae. The coding region runs from base 1270 to 2784 and encodes 504 amino acids.
CAUAAUUUUUCGGCGGACCGUUACUGCGCUGCUGAUAGUGCAGUAGUCACGCGUGUCACCUUCUGGUGGGUUUCAGUUGCGGGUCUUAAGCGUAGAAAACAUUAGCACAUCGAAGUUUUGGAUAGUGCGAGAGCUUCGUAAUUGACGAUCGAUUCAACAUCAGGCCUUCGGAAGUCCUAUCGCGAAGUCGUGGUGAGAAGUGGAAGUACAGCAAACAGAAAACCACCAUCAAAACAUACAAUACAAGAGAGAAGUCGUGAAAAGCAAGAAUCCAAAAGUUCAAGACGUGUAGUGUUUUAGAGGGCCCCGAAAGGCCAGGCCACAUUCGCCACACACAAGACAAGACCGAGCAGCGCGCGCGAUCGCGGCCAAGAAAAAGAAGCUUAUUAAUAUAUUAAUUUCUUUUUGAUUGAUAUGUUGUGUGUUGAAUGAAAACAUAAAAUCGUGAAAGAAAGAAAAAGCCCGUGGGGUCGGAAGACAAGAUUUCGCGUUGGAGGAGUUGUACGGAACGACACGGCAAAGACGUGCUGUGUGUAUGUGUGUGUGUGUGCUUAUGCGGUGUGUGACCAAAAACGGUGUGCGAUCUGUGUGCGGGGUCCUCCUCGAUUUGUUGAUACCUCCGGGAUUCGACUGGUGUGCAAAGUGGUGUGUCGAAAAAGAUUUACCCGACCGCGGAGCCCUGUAGAAAACGAGGAAUAAAUACAACACCAGGAAUACUUCGGUGGGCGAGUUUUGCGCGAACACCAAAAGAGUAUCAAAACGCUGGCUGGAUCCACAUCCACAGCGAGGACGAUGCUCGAGUGAAGAGGGGUGAAACACGUUUCAUUUAAUUUGGAACCACGUUAACAGAGAGCGAAAAAAAUUGAUUUCGGUCAAGUUCAAAGUGUUUUUGUUUUCUUCGGUUUUCAACGUUUACGCAAAUACAUGGACCCUGCCAAAUCGGAACAAGUUUAUAAAAUUAUCUAUAACAUUGAUUCGCAGAGAGUGAAAAAAAAAACUUUAAAGGAAAUUAAGUGGACCAACCCCGAUCGGAAGGAAGUUUGUGGCUUUUGAUGUGAUGUGACGAUUUUGGUGACAGCAAGAAACACAACGAUAGAAAAUACCGUUUUGUUGCUCAUCUAUAUUUCCAGUUAUAAUCGAUGCUUUUCUUGUUUGAAGUGAUCUCUGACACACAAUUGCUGUAGAAGUUCAGAAGAGCCGCAGCAUCCGCACCAUCAUCACUGCCGCUGCCGCCGCCGCCAUAUCAUCAACAGACCCAACGGCUCCGCCAUGAGUGUGCAGCGCUACAAAUUAAUAUUUAUACUGAUAUUUUUCAUCCACAUCGCAGCCGGCAAUGAACCGCAUCCGAGAUCGCCCGGUGCCGGCAGAUCUGGCGCGGUCAAUUUAGCCCCAGAUCACAAUGGGCGCUCACAAUUCUCACCACGCCUAGAAUAUAACGAAUGGCUUCCCGUCGGUCGAGGAGAUCCGCUGAAGAACGAUCCUACUUACGACUAUAGUCCACCAGUGCUGGAACGAGUCCGGUACUGGCCCGAGAACCUAGCCAACAAAGACAAAGGAAAAGACAUUCUAUUGCUUGGUGUCCCUUCGAUGAAAUCCAGUACAAAAGUCGACCAACCAUGGUCCAACGGCGGACCGAUGCGACGAAAUUACUACCACCACCAAAUCAACCAGUUACCAACUGUUUUAAUGCCACCUCCUAUGAACAAUCAUCUACAACCAGACGGGGGUGAUAUAUUCCUCUGGACACAAGCCACCACACGCCAAACGCAACGAUUCGACACGCAAGGUGAGGCAUUCCGAUAUAAACCAGCACCUCCGACACCAGCAACGCCUCAGCAGCCGGAGCAAAGCUAUAUCAGUCAAUACUCAGGUGUAAAAUAUACCGAACCAACAACGCAUGUUAUGACCAAUCCAUAUCAGCAACAGCCACAAUCAACUCAACAAUACACGACUACCAUACGGCUCACAACCCCCCAUGACAUGAGUCGAAGGAAACCGAUUCUUCACACAAUCCUGCAAAACGAGAAGGCCCACCCGUUCACCAAGCCUUCCAAACCACCCACACUGAUUGAGCUGACUUCAAACUUUUACAACCCACAAAACAUUAAUGCUCUGGCAACCACCAUAAUCCAUCCCCCACAAACAACGGAAUACCUAAUUACGGAAUCCUCCAAAAUACCAACGAAAGUCAGCACCGAAAUUCGGGCUCCUUUCGUAACCCCUGCCGCAUUCGUGACACCUUUGUUCACCUCCACAACCCCAAAAGCAACAACUAGCACAACUACAUCAACAUCAACUACAACCACUACCACCACAACCAUGGCACCUCCCCCGGCGGUGACAGCGGACUCACUGUUCUCCCACUACAAUCGGCCUGCAAUUCUGCCCAAAGGACCACACUAUCUGAUCAUCGAAGGUCACUCAAAGGUGAAAACUUACGGUCUGAAUACCAACGACACGCUAAUGAUGCUCCCAAAGAUGAUACCCGUUGCCAGUUUGCGGGACCCGUUGGUUCGACGGGUUGUCAACAGAGAUGAGACAGGCGGUUCGGUGGGUGUGCGGCGUGUCCCGGUUCAAUCUACUGUCGCGCCGGCCAUGUCAUCCGAGGAAGAAACCAGCGAGGAGAGGUCAGCCGUUGGUUCGCUUCUCAGUCUGCUGGAUUCGUCUUUCGGGGAUUAUCUGGUGGGAGGGGACACCGGCGGGAAUUCGAUCGAUAGUAAAGACAUCAAUAAGGAUUCUAAGGCCAGAAGGAAUAUACAGAACGCACAGGAUAGAAGGAUUUAGAUCUGGAAAUGGAAAGUUAAGUCUGGGGAACGACAAUGGUUACCGGAAAGGAAUCGUGGUGUAGCUGAGUUUUGAGCGGAAAAAAUGCAAUGCAAUGAAUGCUCGACGCGUAUCUAAUUUGUUGUUAUGAUCAUGUAAAAUUGCGGUUGUUGUGUUUGAAGAACAAAUUAAGUGUUCGUAGGUUUUUAAUACCACCACUAUUAUUUCGUGGUGUUGAAUAUUUAAAGUACCAUUUGUAUAUAAUUGAUAUAGAUAUAGUUUAGUGAUUAAGAGAGAAUAUGAAGGAGAUAACUGUAUUGUGUGAUUCUUCCAAAACAGUCUUGGAAGGUGUCAUUUUUAUCAUUGAUGAAAUGGAAUAUUAAAAAUCGAAUGUACAAAUACAA